Messenger RNA from Neoarius graeffei (lesser salmon catfish), 1764 nucleotides. RefSeq names its product mannosidase, endo-alpha (gene manea). Bases 206 to 1537 code for a protein of 443 amino acids. Gene Ontology annotation, cellular component: Golgi apparatus. The transcript has 5 exons. The record is from RefSeq and is a predicted model, not a curated record. Gene Ontology annotation, molecular function: alpha-mannosidase activity. NCBI's taxonomy places the organism in Eukaryota, Metazoa, Chordata, Actinopteri, Siluriformes, Ariidae.
GUGGACUCGCUGGAUUCUGAAACAAUGGGCUUUUGUAGACUAUGUAGUGCACUAUAUAUUGAAUUUGAAGCCGUUUGAGAUUCAGGCUGACACUUCCGGGAAGAAACAGCAUGACUGAGAAAAGGCGUCAAGACACAGAGGCGAGAAGAAGUACAGGCCUGCUGUCUGGGUUGCUGUCUGUGGAAUGGGCCUGCUUCCCUAGAGAAUGACGCGGUUUCGGCGCAAAAUAUGUCUCACCUUGACCGUACUGGCCCUGUUCAUCUUGGUCGUUCUGAAAAGCUUGUCUCCAGAUGACAGGAUCUUGGUGGGGGGCUUUGGACUUGACAUCUUUCCUCAAGAAAGGCAGGGAGAUGGUGUUGCUGAGAGUCACGUCAUACCAGAGACCAGCAUGGUCAAAAAGAUGUGGAAGGAAAAGGUUGUGAGCAUCUUUAAUACUGAUGCUCAAGAUAAAGAUUUUCCUCCUCCAAAUUACAACAUGCAUGUUUUCUACUACACGUGGUAUGGAAACCCUCGGUUUGAUGGGAAGUAUAUUCACUGGAAUCAUCCACUGUUGCCACACUGGAACCCCAAAAUAGCGCUGGGCUACCCAAGAGGAACACACAAGCCUCCAGAUGACAUAGGUGCCAGUUUCUACCCCGCCUUGGGGGCAUACAGCUCUCGGGACCCUUCUGUUAUAGAAGUUCAUAUGCAGCAGCUACGGACAGCAGCCAUAGGUGUUCUCGCAGUGUCCUGGUACCCGUCUGGCAUGAAGGACGAUAACGGUGAACCGACUGAAGACAUCGUGCCUUUGAUUUUGGAAGUAGCUGCAAAGUACAAAGUGAAGGUGGUUUUUCAUAUCGAGCCAUACAGAGGGCGUAAUGACAAGAGUAUGUUUGAAAAUAUCAAAUACAUUAUUGAGACGUAUGGAGACCAUCCUGCUUUUUUCAGAUACAGAUCAAACAGUGGAAAGCUUCUUCCGUUGUUCUAUGUUUAUGACUCCUAUUUGCAAAGUCCAGAUAUCUGGGCGCAGUUGCUUAAGAGAACUGGGAAGACAAGCAUCAGAAACACACCAUAUGAUGGCAUCUUUAUCGGUCUGCUUGUGGAGGAGAAGCAUAAAGCUGAAGUCCUGGCUGCUGGCUUUGAUGGCAUUUACACAUACUUUGCAACCAAUAGCUUUUCCUAUGGCUCCUCUCAAAAGAACUGGAGAUCCAUUAAGGCUUUCUGUGAUAACAACAAAUUGAUUUUCAUCCCCAGUGUAGGUCCAGGCUAUAUUGACACCAGCAUUAGGCCCUGGAACGGUCAGAACACACGGAAUCGCAUCAAUGGCAAGUAUUACGAGAUGUCUCUGAAAGCAGCACUGGAGACCAGGCCCAAGAUAAUCUCUGUAACUUCAUUUAACGAGUGGCACGAAGGAACUCAGAUCGAAACAGCCAUACCUAAAACAAGAGGCCAGACUGCUUACUUAGAUUAUCUUCCCUACAAACCAACUCUGUAUUUAGACAUUACACAAAGGUGGGCGGAGAAAUUCAGAGAAGAGCAAGAAAAAUGGCUACAGUGACUCAUUCUCUGAAUAAGUGAUUUCUUUAUGAAAUGUUUAAGCAUUUACACUGAAGUCAGCAUCUUAGCCAAGUAUUUAGUCACCUCACUGUCUCAGUGGAUCGUCCAUCAAAUGUCCUGAUUGAAAUGUCAUUUAAAAAUGUAUUUUUUAAAAUAUGAAAAAUGCAUAAUAUACUGUAUGUACUUUGUUGUUGGCAGUUGUGAAAGUAAAGAACGUUCAUUCAGUGA